CUAGUUAGAUUUGAAAGACGAGUUAUAUCUGCAUCCUCUGCCUGCCGCAGCCCGUUAUUUUACAAAGUCUGAUAUGGAGGAAAAAGUGCAGAAAGGGGAUUACAACAAACCAAAACCAAGACCAAAAGCUCAAAAUGGAUUUCAAACAAUAGUUGUGCGUGAGUUUGAGCCUGCGGACAAGCUGCAGGUACAGCAGAUCUUUUCUGAAGGGCUAAUGGAGAUGAUACCAGACACCGCCUUGAGAGGCUUGAGACAUCACCCUGAGAGUCUGCUGCUCUAUUCUAUUAUGACAGUUGUAUGUUUUGUCAUCACCAUGUGUUGGUGGGUGAUAGGACUCCUCCCUGCUUUUGUGCUGUGUGGGCGCUACUUCUUCAGCAGUCGUGUGAUACAUGGUUACCUGGAGCAAGCCAUGAGCACAGACAUGGGUGACAUUGAAGAGUUUUACAUGAAGUCCCCAGACUCCCGUCUGUGGGUAGCAGCGCUGGAAGGCAAAGUGGUGGGUGUUGUAGCAGCAGUCGGCCAGCAGAAGCCAAGUUCAGUUGAAUUAAAGCGGAUGUCAGUUGACCGCAGUUGUCGACGGAGUGGAGUCGGCGUGGCACUGGGACGUAAAGUCCUGGAAUUUGCUGUCACUCACAGAUACUCCACUGUUGUCCUGGGAACCACAGCGUAUACACCUGCUGCUCACCAGCUCUACAAGGGUCUGGGCUUCCGCUGUGUGGAGGUCACAAACGGGUUUGUCACACCUGGUGCGAGAUGGUCCCUGCUGGAACGAAUUUUCUACAGGGUCCGCCAUCAUCACUACAGCCUGGAUGUGCAAAAUAUCACUUUAAAUGGACAACACUGACCCGAAUGACUGAUCUGUCAUUGUAACAUUUAUGUACUUUAAAUGACACAUGUUUACGUUUUCCAUUCAAUAACCUCUUGCUACCAUGCAAAUCAUUCUGUCCUCUCAGUAGCAUGAUGUUGUAGCACCACUACACCUGUAAGAAGGGAGGUGAACCUGUCUGACUUGACAGUGAAGACUGGGAUUCACCUCCAUCUCUGGCCAAACGGUCUUUCUUUCUCCUUCACUUUCUCUCUUUAUUCAAUUAAGAAUUGUCAACACAAUCACAUAAAGAUAUUAACCCUUACAUACUGUUUAUAUUCUGAAUCAUAAUUAGUCUCUACACCAGUUCACAUUCAUAAAUUCCCCAUCAUAACUUUUUUUUUCAAUAAACACAGGUCAAAUUUGUACAUUUGCAUAUAAACAAAGGUUUUCCACCUUCAUAAAAACAAAACACCAAAGAAACAACAACAACAAAAAAAAAAAAUUAUUUCCAUUUUUGUAAAUUUUAGGUCACAUUAGGAAAAGUCUGGCUAAAAGAAAUGUGUAUAGAGUGUUUUUACAACUCACAACCGGAGGAGACGGGGACCAAAUCGUAGAUACCUGAGCCACAGCUGCCCCCAUCUCAAUUAAUUGACAUCUUAACUGAACACACAAGUAAAUUAG
Scomber scombrus (Atlantic mackerel) is the source of this 1489-nucleotide messenger RNA. RefSeq names its product N-acetylaspartate synthetase-like. NCBI's taxonomy places the organism in Eukaryota, Metazoa, Chordata, Actinopteri, Scombriformes, Scombridae. Gene Ontology annotation, cellular component: mitochondrial membrane. The record is from RefSeq and is a predicted model, not a curated record. The coding region runs from base 74 to 844 and encodes 256 amino acids. The transcript has 3 exons. Gene Ontology annotation, molecular function: L-aspartate N-acetyltransferase activity.